AUGCCCCCCAAGCCAGACCCCAGCCCACCCCUCCCCUCCCUCUCCAGCCCAGACUCCAGGCCCUCCUCCACCCCCCGCUCCCCGCCCCGCCAUCGCCCCCGCUUCGCCUCCCCCUCCUCCGCCCUCCUCAAACGCGACCCCAGCUCCUCAGCCAUCAGCCGCCUCUCUUCCCCCGCCCUCGACUCUCUCCAAGGGCCUUCUACCUCCGCCUUGACAUUUUCAGAGGUGAAUCCGCUGUUUAUACAUGCGCAUCUGGAUAGACAUGGAUCAUUGGCGGAUUGGUUGAAGCAGAGGUUGUACAAGGCGAGGGAGAGGCCUUCCUGUGGUCCAAAUUCAAAACUACGUGAUGCCUUCUCGGCAGAGGAGGAUGGGAUUGGGACGCUGUCGAGGCAGCUGGCAGAGACGGCUCAAGGGGUACGGGAUAUGAGCAAAGAGCUUGGUGAGACGAAGGUGCGAUCAAGAAUACAAAACGUCUUGAUCGUCACAAAGAACAAUGACGAAGGGCUCAUCAAGCUCACCCGAGAUCUCGCCCUGUACCUCAUGCAGCGCCUCCCGCCCCCUUCUCCCGAAGGCGCGAGCGACCGUUAUGGAGGGCCUUCACAGGAUAGGGGCAUGGUCGUCUACGUCGACAUUGCGCUCAAAGAGUCGGAACGAUUCGAUGCCGCAGGUAUCGAGAGACAUCAUCCAGAGCUGUUUCAGCCGAUGGAACCGCGGCGGACACCUUCGUCGACGAGUGUCGGGAAUCUGGCUAGGCUUUCGUCGGCUUUUACGUCGGCAAGUAGUUUGAAUGAUGGAUCGAAGGGAGGAAAGGGAGAAGACGGGCAGUUGCGGUAUUGGACGAGUGAUCUUUGUGCCAACAAGGCAGAUCAAUUCGACUUGGUUAUUACCCUCGGAGGUGAUGGCACAGUCCUCUUGACAUCAUGGCUCUUCCAAAGCGUCGUACCUCCCGUCCUGCCAUUCGCCCUCGGCUCCUUGGGCUUCCUCACCAACUUUGAUUUCAGCAAAUACAAAGCCAUAAUCGACAAAACUAUCGACGAGGGGAUCCGUGUCAACCUCCGUAUGCGGUUCCGGUGCACGAUCUACCGGCGAAAGGGUGAGAGCACAAAGGCGGAGGAGACGUUCGAAGUCUUGAAUGAUGUAGAGAUCGAUAGAGGCUUUGCGCCGUAUAUCAGCUCUUUGGAGCUAUAUGGGGAUGACCACCACCUCACUACCGUUCAAGCCGACGGCCUAAUCGUAUCCACCCCCACCGGAUCCACCGCCUACUCUCUCUCAGCUGGCGGCUCCCUCGUCCAUCCCCAAAUUCCAGCUACCCUCAUCACACCCAUCUGCCCCCACACGCUGUCGUUCCGACCAAUGUUGUUGCCGGAUAGUAUGGAGUUGAGGGUGUGUGUGCCGAGGGAUGCGAGGAGUACGGCUUGGGCGAGCUUUGAUGGAAAGGGUCGGACAGAGCUGCAUCAGGGCGACCAUAUCAAGAUUACAGCGUCCAGAUACCCGUUCCCAACUAUCUGCGCGGACAAGGCCAAUACGGACUGGUUCUCUGCCAUCGCACGGACACUAUUGUGGAAUGAGAGGGCGAAACAAAAGACGUUUACCAUCAGAGAAGAGAAUGGGGAAGAUGGGCAAGCGUCAUAG
Messenger RNA from Cryptococcus amylolentus CBS 6039, 1632 nucleotides. RefSeq lists its product as hypothetical. The transcript has 6 exons. Gene Ontology annotation, biological process: NAD+ metabolic process; NADP+ biosynthetic process. Gene Ontology annotation, molecular function: NAD+ kinase activity. The coding region runs from base 1 to 1632 and encodes 543 amino acids. NCBI's taxonomy places the organism in Eukaryota, Fungi, Basidiomycota, Tremellomycetes, Tremellales, Cryptococcaceae. The record is from RefSeq and is a predicted model, not a curated record.